Anneissia japonica is the source of this 1189-nucleotide messenger RNA. RefSeq lists its product as uncharacterized. The transcript has 6 exons. Bases 313 to 969 code for a protein of 218 amino acids. NCBI's taxonomy places the organism in Eukaryota, Metazoa, Echinodermata, Crinoidea, Comatulida, Comatulidae. The record is from RefSeq and is a predicted model, not a curated record.
AAAAGCAUCUCUUCUCCUCAUAUAAAACCCAAUCAGGUAUAGAAAACAGCAACCUGCGGGCGUGGUGUUAAUCAUCGUGUAUGAGUAAUAAAAAAAACGUGAAUAUUUUUUUUAUAAAGAAACGCUGUCAAGAAAUUAGUACAUCGGAUGUACAGAAUUCGCCGGUAAUUUUUGUUAUAAAUGACCGUGAUGGUGCUGAUUCAGAUGAAAAUCGUCAAAAAUUGAAGACCGUAUCGUCGACGACCCAUUUACUACGAUAAAAAGUCAACCAUUAUCAUCCGAUAUUGCGUGAAUCGACUAUAGACAAAACCAAUGUCUGGCGAUGUUUCACAAGACCAAACGGCUGGGGCUAGGCUCUAUCAGAAGAAAAGGGGACGACAGCUCCGGCCCCAGAGUGGUACUGAUGGUCUUUCCACAGGAUCUAGCAACGGAAGUGUGAGACUUAAACUAAAUAAGCUGAACGAUUAUGAAGCGGAUGAUGCUAAGAUGGUCACCGUAUUCGGUGUUGCGAACGAAGAAACGCCAAGCUCUAUGAAGCUUAACCCCCUCUACGACAAAAACGGCACAAUAGAAGUAACGCCAGAAGAGGCAAAUAAAGUUCGGAAAGCAACGAUGUCCGCAAAAAAUUACCAGCCGAAAAAUAGACCUAAAAGUAGCGAUUUUUCACCAAGGCCGGUGUCAUCGUCAGCGGCUCCAACAUCAGAGACAGAAGAAGUGCUUGAACCACCGAAGAUAGCGUACAGUAAGAAUUUUCGGUUCAAGCACAGUCAGAAAGCAAAGCAAAACAAUGGGAAUAUAUCGUCGGAUAAGAAUGGAUCCGUCAAAAGCUUUGGAAGAGUUAUGCCCUCUAGAAUACACAAGUUAUGGCUACUACUAUUCAAAAAGUCUUUUACCUUGGAAAUAUUCAUUCUCCCAAUAUUGUUGUUUUUGUUGGGUCUUGUGUCUAUUAUUAAUAUUUAUUUCAGGUAAAGGCAACAUCUUUCUCUAACGUUUAAAGACAUGCCUUAGAUGUUUUGAAAUUUAUUUUCCAUUAGCUACAAGUUUAUUACAAUAUGUAAAUAGUUGUUUUUCUGUGUGGUUAUAAAAUGAAUCAUUUUUUAUACAAGUAAGUUUGAGUCAAUAUUUAAACACCAUUAUUGACUGUGAAACAUAGAAAUAUUUUGCAUAAUAAAUAUCAAUGGAAAACCAA